Molecule: messenger RNA, 785 nt
Organism: Triticum aestivum (bread wheat)
Lineage: Eukaryota; Viridiplantae; Streptophyta; Magnoliopsida; Poales; Poaceae
Product: pathogenesis-related protein PRB1-2
Exons: 2
Coding region: 39-785 (248 amino acids)
Cellular component (GO): extracellular region
Source: RefSeq, a predicted model, not a curated record
GCACUCUUCAUCCAUCUCGAGCCAGCUACUAGCUAGCCAUGGCAUCUUCCAAGAGUAGUCUUGCAAUGUUUGCACUGGCCAUAGUCAUGGCCGUGGUGGCUGACGUCUCGGCGCAGAACACCCCGCAGGACUUCGUCAACCUGCACAACCGCGCCCGCGCCGUGGACGGCGUCGGCCCCGUGGCAUGGGACAACAACGUGGCCAGGUUUGCGCAGGACUGGGCGGCGCAGCGCGCCGGCGAUUGCCGGCUGCAGCACUCCGGCGGGCCGUUCGGCGAGAACAUCUUCUGGGGUUCCGGGCAGUCGUGGACGGCCGCCGACGCGGUGAAGCUGUGGGUGGACGAGAAGCAGAACUACCAUCUUGACAGCAACACCUGCGACGCCGGCAAGGUGUGCGGGCACUACACGCAGGUGGUGUGGCGCAAGUCGACCCGCAUCGGCUGCGCGCGCGUGGUCUGCACGGGGAACCGGGGCGUCUUCAUCACCUGCAACUACAAUCCCCCGGGCAACUUCAACGGCGAGCGCCCGUUCGCGUUCCUCACCCUUGACGCCGAAGCCUACGGGUGCCAGCGCUGCAAAAAUGCAAAGAAUUUGAAGAUUAAGUCAGAUGUCCUCCUAAAAAAGACACGCUCAAUCACCAUCUUAUUGUGUGCACUCCACAAAAUCCAUGCUAACGGUGCAAACACCAGCCAGAAGAGGUGCCUCAUACUGCCACCUGGUAGGCACAGGUCUGAAGGAACCCGGCAAGGUCCAGGGCCUCAUGGACAAAACUCCAAAGAACUCUAG